This is a messenger RNA of Myotis davidii, 2006 nucleotides long. RefSeq names its product protein kinase C zeta (gene PRKCZ). Gene Ontology annotation, molecular function: protein binding; ATP binding; protein kinase activity. NCBI's taxonomy places the organism in Eukaryota, Metazoa, Chordata, Mammalia, Chiroptera, Vespertilionidae. The record is from RefSeq and is a predicted model, not a curated record. Gene Ontology annotation, biological process: protein phosphorylation. The annotation marks the transcript as partial. The transcript is spliced from 15 exons.
CUCCGCAUCCUCUGGCCCAGGGACAUCCUGGUCACCAGCCUGGACGCCGCCACCACCUUCGAGGAGCUGUGCGCGGAAGUGAGGGAGAUGUGCAGCCUCCCCCAGGCCCAGCCGCUCACCCUCAAGUGGGUGGACAGCGAAGGUGACCCCUGCACUGUGUCCUCCCAGAUGGAGCUGGAGGAGGCCUUCCGCCUGUCCUGUCAGCGCAGGAGCGACGGGCUCAUCAUUCACGUGUUCCCGAGCACCCCCGAGCAGCCUGGCAUGCCGUGCCCUGGAGAGGACAAAUCCAUCUACCGCCGCGGAGCCCGAAGAUGGAGGAAGCUGUACCGCGCCAACGGCCACCUCUUCCAAGCCAAGCGCUUUAACAGGAGAGCGUACUGCGGCCAGUGCAGCGAGAGGAUAUGGGGCCUCGCCAGGCAGGGCUACCGGUGCGUCAACUGCAAACUGCUGGUCCAUAAGCGCUGCCACGUGCUCGUCCCGCUGACCUGCCAGAGGCAUAUGGAUCCCGUCAUGCCGUCCCAGGAGCCUCCGGUAGAUGACAAGGACGACGACGUGGACCUGGCUCCCGAGGAGACCGAUGGCAUUCCUUACAUCUCCUCCUCCCGGAAACACGACAGCAUUAAAGAUGACUCGGAGGACCUCAAGCCGGUCAUCGACGGGAUGGACGGCAUCAAGAUUUCUCAGGGGCUGGGGCUGCAGGACUUCGACCUCAUCAGGGUCAUCGGGCGCGGGAGCUACGCCAAGGUCCUCCUGGUGAGGCUCAAGAAGAACGACCAGAUCUACGCCAUGAAGGUGGUGAAGAAGGAGCUGGUGCACGACGACGAGGACAUCGACUGGGUGCAGACGGAGAAGCACGUGUUCGAGCAGGCGUCCAGCAACCCCUUCCUGGUCGGCCUGCACUCCUGCUUCCAGACGACCAGCAGGCUGUUCCUGGUCAUCGAGUACGUCAACGGCGGGGACCUCAUGUUCCACAUGCAGCGGCAGCGGAAGCUCCCGGAGGAGCACGCCAGGUUCUACGCCGCGGAGAUCUGCGUCGCCCUCAACUUCCUGCACGAGCGGGGCAUCAUCUACCGGGACCUGAAGCUGGACAACGUCCUCCUGGACCCACCUCUGUCCCCACAGGAAGGCCUGGGCCCCGGGGACACCACCAGCACGUUCUGCGGGACCCCCAAUUACAUCGCCCCGGAAAUCCUGCGUGGAGAGGAGUACGGGUUCAGCGUGGACUGGUGGGCGCUGGGCGUCCUGAUGUUCGAGAUGAUGGCUGGGCGCUCCCCCUUCGACAUCAUCACCGACAACCCCGACAUGAACACGGAGGACUACCUGUUCCAAGUGAUCCUGGAGAAGCCCAUCCGCAUCCCCCGGUUCCUCUCGGUCAAGGCCUCCCACGUCCUGAAGGGGUUCUUGAACAAGGACCCCAAAGAGCGGCUCGGCUGCCGGCCACAGACCGGGUUUUCCGACAUCAAGUCUCACGCCUUCUUCCGCAGCAUCGACUGGGACCUGGUAAGGCCCACGGCAUGGGAUCCCCCCUUCUGCGGGCCUGAGGCGGGGCGGGCACUGCCCUGGGCGGGGCUGGGGUGACCUGGAGCCCACGUGACAGAACAGGGAGAGGGGGACCCAUAGGCCCCUGGGGGGUCUGGCCCAGCAUCGCCUGGCGAUGCCGCCCUGGGUCCGUGGGGUGUCCUGACCGGCGACCACCCCCAUUAUGGUUCUGUGCGGGGUCCCGGAGGAAAGUGCGUCCUCUGGUUCCGUGUGGGUUUGUUUUCGAAGCCUGGCGCCCACCCUCGGGAGGCAGCCCAGGGGUUCAAGCUGCCUGCGUUCAGCCGUGGUUCCUGGUAUUAAAGGAGAAAGGAGCAUGUAUGUGUUGGAACAUACACGCGAUUGCAGAGUUACUGAAGUAGGGCCUUUAAAAUGUGAUGUUUUGGAGGAAAACAGAUUAUAUUAAUGAAGUGAAUGUCGAACUUCAGCUUGAAUUGGGUCUGACAGAGCCCCACAGCCCUAGCCAGUUU